UUCUCUCGAGGCAUAAUGCUGGUGUAUGCAGUGAUAUUGGUAGUGUGGAUGCGACCCGCUGUGGGAGAGGGGACGCUGGUAGUGCACGCGCCGGCGGGCAGCAUCCGCGGUGUGCCGGCCCCAGACGGGGACUACGUCAUGUUCCUUGGCAUACCCUACGCCAGAGUCAACGCCAGCAAUCCCUUCGGAGCGGCCAUCCCGCACGAGAAAUUCGACAAAGUAUUUGAUGCUUCCGAGGAAUCGCCAGUAUGUCCGCAGCUCAAGGAAGAAUUUAAUUUAAAAAAGAAACGCAAAAGUGCAUACGACGGCACCCUCGACUGCCUCCGACUCAACAUAUUCGUGCCGAAAUCGGAGACGAAAAACAAGGCUGCUUAUAUUUAUGUAUACGGGGGAAUGUUUAAAUACGGUCACAGCCUAAUGGAGAUCUACGGACCUAAAUAUCUCGUGCGGCACGAUAUCAUAAUGGUCACAUUUAAUUUUAGAAGCGGCCCGUACGGUUUCAUGUGCACGGACAUCCCCGAGAUACCCGGCAACCAGGGUCUCCGGGACCAGUACGCUGCCAUCGAGUGGGUCAGAGACAACAUCCGCGCGUUCGGAGGUGAUCCGCAAAAGCUCACCCUCGGCGGCCACAGCUCCGGCUCCAUUCUGGUCGACACGCACCUGCUGACCGAUCGGCCCAGGCUGUUCCAGCAGGCUAUCCUGCAGAGCGGGUCCAACAUGUACCCGGGCUUCCUUCACCGUUCCGAUCCGACGAGGCUCCUCAGUAUCGCUAGUGAUCUCGGCUUUGAAACUAACGACACGUCCUCUGCUCUAUCGUUCCUGGCCUCAGCGAGUCCCAAAUCUGUUAUUGAAGCUUCAGAGAAGGGGAGCGACCUUCUGGAUAUAGUUCACCGUUUCUAUGUGGACGACGCAGAUCGCGAAAUAGAUAAAUAUGCAAUUAUUGAUAUGAUUUCUGAUUAUAGUCACUUGUACCCGAUGCAACGACAGAUGAUCAAGUAUGCAAAGCACAGGAACACGAGUGUGUAUCUCUACUUGUUUUCUUAUAGUGGUCAUCUAAAUAGAAUGAAAAAUGCUUUAAAUAUAACAGAAGGCGGAGCGGCCCACUCGGAUGAGCUGGGGUACAUGUUCACCAUGGAUUUUAUUCCGGAUACUACAUAUAGAGCAGAACAACUCAUGAUCGACCGAAUGACCACGUUAUGGGCCAACUUUGUUAAAUACGGGAAUCCAACGCCUGUGAAGUCUGAGCUGCUGCCGGUGUCUUGGCCGCCGCUGACCGCGGACUCCGUACCGUGUCUCCAGAUAGACACCAACAUGACCGUCAUCUCUCGUCCCUUCCGCAGAAGAAUGGCGUUCUGGGAUCUAUUAUUUGAUGCGCAUUUGGACGAGAUUCUGAUGGCACGUGCAUAGGAGUGAUUCGCAAUUAUUUACG
Molecule: messenger RNA, 1429 nt
Organism: Aricia agestis (brown argus)
Lineage: Eukaryota; Metazoa; Arthropoda; Insecta; Lepidoptera; Lycaenidae
Product: esterase B1-like
Exons: 4
Coding region: 16-1407 (463 amino acids)
Source: RefSeq, a predicted model, not a curated record